AUGGAUAUUAUCAGGCCAGUAGCAUUCCGACCAUAUGCUUCACGCAAAUCAGACAAACGGCAAACAGUUAUCUCAUCAUCCUUCUCUUUUUAUAACAGUAACAAGAAGAAAAAUGAUUUUUCAACAAAGCCCUCAUCAAACAGUGAUGAAUUGAAACGAUCUUCACAACAUUCGAAAGACACUGUGUCAAAUGCUUCCGUACCAUCAUUACUUAAUGGUAACAACAGACCACGAGCCAUCUAUCAACCAUCAACCAGCUUCCAAAUGACAUCAGCAAUGGUUGCGGAGAAAAGAUCCAGCAAAUUUGAAGCUGAGGAGAAUGAUUAUGAUGUUGUGCCAGAAUACAUUGAACGCGACAAGUUCUACAUUGAUGUGGAUUCGUCAAUCAAUGAGAACUAUUCUGUUGUACAUUCGACGCCUUACUGUAGCAACCCAUCGUCCGAGAGACUUCAUGUUGUAGCAGCGACACCAAAUAAUAAUACUAACAUUAAUCAUGAUAAAAUACAACAGCAAAACGACAAUGCAGCAGUCAGCGUAGGAGCAGGAAUUUCUUCACUAAAUCCUAUCAAGAAAUCUCCAUCUUCACACCAAGUUUAUGGUUCGAAUGCUUCUUCAGGUAGUCGUUACAGUUCAGGAAUACACGUCACACCUUCACCAAGCGAUUCCGGUAUUGUUGAUUACGAGACAAUCAUUCGAGAUAAGGAGAACGAAUUGACAAAUGUACGAGCAACAAUGGAACAGAACGAAGAGGUUUUAGUGAAAGUUUACCUAGAAAAAGAACGACUUUGGAAAGAGCAACUUGCUGAUCUCAAACAAAAGUUGCAGGCUAGCCAACAGGGAGAAAACGCACUACGGCAACAAAUUCAGCGGUGUAAUGAAGAACGAGAACAAUUCCGAAGUACAAUACAGAAUCUUACCAGCGAUAAACAAGGAUUGCAACGCAAGUGUUUGCAAAUAGAACGUGAUUUGUUUCAACUGCGUGAAUGUUUUGAUGAACUUAUUCGAAAUCGUGACGAAACUGUUUGCGGUCCAUGUCGCAAACGCAUUACAUGUGAUGUUACUGCAGCAAAUACCAACAAUAGUAUUGCUGACAAACGUAUUAGACCUCCAUUGCCAACACCGCGGUAUUCCAAGGAACCGUCAUCAGAACGUGAAUUACGUAGUGAAGUCGAAGAGCUAAGAGCCGAAGUGUCAACCUUGCGUGAUACACUCAAUGAACAAAUCAGCCUCUUUGCUGACGAAAGGAAACGUUGGGAAGAGGAACGAAUUAAGAUUUUGAAGUCCAAUAACUCGCCAUCGAAUCGGUUGGGUCUCUUGUCGACGAACGAUUCUUCGUCGGCAGAAAUAACUGCUCAAGUAUCUAGGGAUCUGAAAAUUCUAACCGAUGGUAAAUCAUAUAUUGUUAGCCAUGAUCGCCUAAUCUGAUAGAUUUUAGGUACGAAUUUUCUUUUUCGCAUCAUUUUGUUGUGUUACUGUAAUCUUUAUCCUUUUUAUGUUGAUAGAUCACAUUUGUUUGACUGUUUUCCGUUAUCUAUUUUUCCUUAAGUGAGGUGGUUUUCAAAGAAUGGUUUUUUCCAAUAAAGUGAUCUAUCAAUAAAUUUAAGUUUGCAAUUAUUUCUGUAUAAUCACAGAUUCCGG
Loa loa (African eye worm) is the source of this 1638-nucleotide messenger RNA. RefSeq lists its product as hypothetical. Lineage: Eukaryota; Metazoa; Nematoda; Chromadorea; Rhabditida; Onchocercidae. The transcript is spliced from 10 exons. Bases 1 to 1425 code for a protein of 474 amino acids. The record is from RefSeq and is a predicted model, not a curated record.